UCCAAACUAGGACUUGCUCAGCCAGAGGCCAGCAGCCUGGAGCUGGAGCCAGAGCUGGGGCUCGCCUGCCCAAGGGACCCCAGGGCCCCACCCGCUCGGCCACCUCGUGCCUGCCACCCUGCCUUCUAGAUCAGCUGUCUGUCUGCCCCUGCCAUGGAGACCUUCUUUAGGACACGCUUCCAGCGGAAGGUGCCUGGCCCUGGGGAGGGCCAGCGGCGGCUCAGCGGCGUGGGGCUGCCCACAGGCAAGGCCCGACGCCGCUCCCCCGCCGGGCAGGCGUCCUCCUCACUGGCACAGCGGCGCCGCUCCAGUGCACAGCUCCAGGGCUGCCUCCUGAGCUGUGGGGGGGGCGCCCGGGUUCCCAGCCGCCGGCGCUCCAGCACCGUGCCCCCUGCCUGCAACCCCCGCUUCAUCGUGGAUGAGGGGCCCACCCUGCAGCCUGCCGCGGCCGGGCCCCAGCUUCUGGGCACACGCCUGCUGUUGGCAGGGCUCGUAGGCAUGAGCGAGGAGGAAGAUGUGGCCAUUGCGGCACCGAGUGCUACCCAGCCAGGCACCAGGAGACUGGGGCCCUCCUCACACCAGGGCACCCUCGCGCCCAUGCUUCGCUGCCUGCGCCGGCGCCGGGCCUCCUCCCACCUGCUCCCGGCUGAUGCGGUGUAUGACCGUGCCCUGUGGGGCCUGCACGGCUACUAUCGGCGCCUCAGCCAGCAGCGGUCUCCAGGCCAGCAUCUCAGCGCGGGGGGCCGAAGAGCCUCGGGCACCCCCGCUGGUGCGCCGAUGCCCGCCUGUGUGCGCCCGCUGUCCCGCAGGCGUCAGGUGGCCCUGCGGCGCAAGUCGGCAGGACCCCAGGCCUGGAGUGCCCUGCUUGCGAAAGCCAUCACCAAGUCAGGCCUCCAGCACCUGGCACCCCCUCCUCCCACUCCUGGAGCCCCAUGCGGUGAGCCGGAGCGGCAGAUUCGGAGCACUGUGGACUGGAGCGAGUCCGCGACGUAUGGGGAACACAUCUGGUUCGAGACCAACGUGUCGGGGGACUUCUGCUAUGUUGGGGAGCAGUACUGUGUAGCUAAGAUGCUGCAGAAAUCAGUGUCCCGGAGAAAGUGUGCAGCCUGCAAGAUCGUGGUGCACACCCCCUGCAUCGAACAGCUGGAGAAGAUAAAUUUCCGCUGUAAGCCGUCUUUCCGUGAAUCAGGCUCCAGGAAUAUCCGUGAGCCAACCUUUGUGCGGCACCACUGGGUACACCGGCGACGCCAGGAUGGCAAGUGUCGGCACUGUGGGAAGGGCUUCCAGCAGAAGUUCACCUUCCAUAGCAAGGAGAUUGUGGCCAUCAGUUGUUCCUGGUGCAAGCAGGCCUACCACAGCAAGGUGUCCUGCUUCAUGCUGCAACAGAUCGAGGAGCCGUGCUCCCUGGGUGUGCACGCUGCUGUGGUCAUCCCACCCACCUGGAUCCUCCGCGCCCGCAGGCCACAGAAUACCCUCAAGGCAAGCAAGAAGAAAAAGAGAGCAUCCUUCAAGAGGAAAUCUAGCAAGAAAGGGCCAGAGGAGGGCCGCUGGAGACCCUUCAUCAUCAGGCCCACCCCCUCUCCCCUCAUGAAGCCCCUGCUGGUGUUUGUGAACCCCAAGAGUGGGGGCAACCAGGGCGCUAAGAUCAUCCAGUCCUUCCUGUGGUAUCUCAACCCCCGACAAGUGUUUGACCUGAGCCAGGGAGGCCCCAAGGAGGCGCUGGAGAUGUACCGCAAAGUGCACAACCUACGGAUCCUGGCGUGUGGAGGUGACGGCACGGUCGGCUGGAUCCUCUCCACUCUGGACCAGCUGCGCUUAAAGCCCCCGCCACCUGUUGCCAUUCUGCCCCUGGGCACUGGCAAUGACUUGGCCCGUACCCUCAACUGGGGUGGGGGCUACACGGAUGAGCCCGUGUCCAAGAUCCUCUCCCACGUGGAGGAGGGCAACGUGGUGCAGCUAGACCGCUGGGACCUCCGCGCUGAGCCCAACCCCGACGCGGGGCCGGAGGAGCGCGACGAGGGCGCCACUGACCGGCUGCCCCUGGACGUCUUCAACAAUUACUUCAGCCUGGGCUUUGAUGCCCACGUCACCCUGGAGUUUCAUGAGUCUCGAGAGGCCAACCCAGAGAAAUUCAACAGCCGCUUUCGGAAUAAGAUGUUCUAUGCCGGGACAGCCUUCUCUGACUUCCUGAUGGGCAGCUCUAAGGACUUGGCCAAGCACAUCCGAGUGGUGUGUGACGGGACUGACCUGACCCCCAAGAUUCACGACCUAAAACCCCAGUGCAUCGUUUUCCUGAACAUCCCCAGGUACUGUGCAGGCACCAUGCCCUGGGGCCACCCUGGGGAGCACCACGAAUUUGAGCCCCAGCGGCACGACGAUGGCUACCUCGAGGUCAUUGGCUUUACCAUGACAUCCCUGGCGGCGCUGCAGGUGGGCGGGCACGGCGAGCGGCUGACACAGUGCCGUGAGGUGGUGCUCACCACGUCCAAGGCCAUCCCGGUGCAGGUGGACGGUGAGCCCUGCAAGCUCGCAGCCUCACGCAUUCGCAUCGCCCUGCGUAACCAGGCCACCAUGGUGCAGAAGGCCAAGCGGCGGAGCGCCGCCCCCCUGCACAGCGACCAGCAGCCCGUGCCCGAGCAGCUGCGGGUCCAGGUGAGCAGAGUCAGCAUGCACGACUACGAGGCCCUGCAUUACGACAAGGAACAGCUCAAGGAGGCCUCCGUGCCGUUGGGCACUGUGGUGGUCCCUGGAGACAGCGACCUGGAGCUCUGCCGUGCCCACAUCGAGAGGCUCCAGCAGCAGGAGCCCGAAGGUGCUGGAGCCAAGUCCCCUACCUGCCAGAAACUGUCCCCCAAGUGGUGCUUCCUAGACGCCACCACUGCCAGCCGCUUCUACAGGAUCGACCGGGCCCAGGAACACCUCAACUAUGUGACGGAGAUCGCACAGGACGAGAUUUAUAUCUUGGACCCUGAGCUGCUGGGGGCAUCGGCCCGGCCUGACCUCCCAACCCCCACUUCCCCCCUCCCCACCUCUCCCUGCUCACCCACACUCCGGUCACUGCCAGGGGAUACGGCGCCCCCUAAAGGUGAAGAGCUGAUUGAGGCUGCCAAGAGGAACAACUUCUGUAAGCUCCAGGAGCUGCACCGAGCUGGGGGCGACCUUAUGCACCGGGACGAGCAGAGUCGAACGCUCCUGCAUCAUGCCGUCAGCACGGGCAGCAAGGAUGUGGUCCGCUACCUGCUGGACCACGCACCCCCAGAGAUCCUUGACGCUGUGGAGGAGAACGGGGAGACCUGUCUGCACCAGGCGGCAGCCCUGGGCCAGCGCACCAUCUGCCACUACAUCGUGGAGGCGGGGGCCUCCCUCAUGAAGACGGACCAGCAGGGUGACACUCCCCGGCAGCGGGCGGAGAAGGCCCAGGACACGGAGCUGGCCGCCUACCUGGAGAACCGGCAGCACUACCAGAUGGUCCAGCGGGAGGACCAGGAGACGGCUGUGUAGCCGCGAGACCCGCGGCCACCAGAGGGGGAGCCCCCCAUCGCCCCCUCACUGCCACAUUCCAGUCGGAUGACCACGGGGGGACCCGUGCCCCAGGGAAGGAGCCCCGUGCUGCCCCCUGCGGAGCUGCCCAGGCCUAGGGCUGGACACUGAGGAGCUGGGGUAUCUCACCUGUGGCCUGAGGCCUCAACCUGACCCCGGGCUGACAGGGGAACAGGAGCCUGCACUGGACGGAGCAGGCCUUUGAGGGGGCUGGGGCUGGACCACUUCAGGGCGGCCCUCAACCUCCCCACCACGGGUGCCCUCCCUGGGCCUUGGGCUACAGGGGGAGGGCAGCGGGGCCGGGGACCCUGUCAGAGAGCCUUCGGGAAGAGGGUUCCUAAGCCACCGGGUUGGUGAGGGCCCUGCCUGAGCCUGGCAGCCUGGGCCCCUCUCCUGCCUCAUCCACCCUCCCCGGGAGCUUCCUCCCGGAAGCGCAGAACCUGCCGCGUUUGCGCCGCUGCCCCGCUUGGUGCCCACCCCUAGAGACCCUCCCCGUGUACCCAGUCAUUUAAUCACCGCCGACUGUGUGGCCUGGGGGUUGGAGUGGGGGCUCUGACAUGUUUACAGCUGGGUGUGACUCAGUAAAGAGGAUUUUUUUCCUUUC
Mustela lutreola (European mink) is the source of this 4144-nucleotide messenger RNA. RefSeq names its product diacylglycerol kinase zeta (gene DGKZ). Gene Ontology annotation, biological process: diacylglycerol metabolic process; regulation of synaptic transmission, glutamatergic; lipid phosphorylation. The transcript has 32 exons. The record is from RefSeq and is a predicted model, not a curated record. The coding region runs from base 154 to 3501 and encodes 1115 amino acids. NCBI's taxonomy places the organism in Eukaryota, Metazoa, Chordata, Mammalia, Carnivora, Mustelidae. Gene Ontology annotation, cellular component: nucleus. Gene Ontology annotation, molecular function: ATP-dependent diacylglycerol kinase activity; protein binding.